Molecule: messenger RNA, 279 nt
Organism: Echinostoma caproni
Lineage: Eukaryota; Metazoa; Platyhelminthes; Trematoda; Plagiorchiida; Echinostomatidae
Source: the annotation of a GenBank genome assembly
AUGAUGACCGUUUAUGAGGCGAAUGGCUUGAAAAUCAUUUUCGAGUUUGAUCCAGCCGAAAAGCAUGCUGACGGAUCUCGCGGACCUAUCAACAUUCGGUUGGUGGCUAGCGCGACAAACAGCACUACACCGAUCGAUGCAUUUGAGUUCCAAGCUGCUGUGCCAAAGUCUUGCCAGUUGCAGCUUCUCCCUCCUUCAGGCACCUGUACACGCUUUAACGGCCCACCCAUCACACAGUUGCUCAAGCUGACCACUCCACCUAAAGUGAGCUGCUUCUGA